UCACUGUCCGGUGCUCUACCUCGCGCGACCCCGACGACGACAUCAUCCAUCUUCCUCUCUCACUUCCUCUUUCCAAUCACUUCUUCGACCUCGACAUCGAGCUACACGUCUAUUCCACUUCUCAACGCGACACCCUCACCGCCCACUUCCUGUGCUAGCCCAUGCUAUAACCAACAUCCAACAUGGCCGACGACGCGGCUCGAGACGCGAUGUGGGGUAGCUUCGACGAGGAGGGCGACCUCUGCCGCGUGUGUCGAACAGAGGCAGAAGAUUCCAAGCCCCUCAUCUAUCCAUGCAAGUGCUCUGGAUCUGUUCGAUAUGUGCACUCAGACUGCUUGCAAGAGUGGCUAUCGCGCAGCAAGAAGCGCUACUGCGAGAUUUGUGGCCACCCCUACACCUUCACCAAAGUCUAUCCCUCGUCCUUACCUUCCGUUAUUCCUACGAUGGUGUACAUUCGCCAAUCACUCUUUGUGGCAGGUCGUUUGGCAUGGCGAGUUAUGCGCAUAUGCAUCGCCAUUGUCAGCUGGCUGGUCAUUCUACCCGUCAUUACCAUGGCAUCACUACGGAUCAUUCUAGCCGUGGUGGACCACAUUGCCCACGCUAGCUUAUCCUACGGGCUAAAAUCCGCUAUCACGGAUAGUUACCACGAUCUUAACGGGACCUUUGUUCUAUCCAACGACACCGAUGGACGCCCCCGCGGUCGUGACCUCGUACUCAAUGCGGUUGCAACAAAUGGCACGCUCGAUUUCCUCCCUACGUUUUUCGACCGCAUAUCCGCAGAUGGGCGAAACCCCAUCGCAUUCGUCUUCCGCGGGCAGAUUGUCGCCAUCUCCGUCGCCACUGGUCUUAUUGGCCUGAUCCUGCUACGUGAGUGGAUUGCGCAGCAAGAGUGGCAUGCGCGUCCGCCAGUGGAAGAGGAGGGCGAGUUCGACACAAGUCUGUGGACAUUUCGCAACGGUCAGGCCAUCCGCCUCACGGACAUCGAGCAUUCUAGCAAUGCCGAGUCAAAUAGAGCCGCUGCUGGCACUGACGUGGGCGACACCGGAGACACAGAGACCAUUAUUGCGGAUGGUGACUUGGACUCUCAAGGCCCCGUUGCGCCCCACGAGACUGAGGAGGGCGACAUGGAACAUGACACGGAAGAGUCGCCUGCCCUGCCGGCGGAAGUGAUCGAUACUGCCCGGGAGCAGGCGCAGGAACGCAAGCCUCGGCCGGCUUUAACGCACGCCUCCUUUGAUGCGUUGACGCGUGUUGGGGAGGCUACCGCCAGGAUUCCACUGUGGGAGAACAACGCUGAGGCGGGGCCAUCUCGAGGUGUCGCGGACGUGCCCGAGGACGUGGUCGCCGACACGCCGCCCCUGUUGACCUCUCAGCAACUUGAUACACCGCGCGCUAGUGGUCAAGAGAGCCCUCAUGGUACUCGCCAUGAGGACGAUUUUUUCGAGACGCUGGAGACUGUCCCGGGCGGAGCCGGUAGCCAGAGCACGCUUGAGUUCUCGCCGACUUUCCGCCGCGCCUCUGAUCCUGGGCCGGAUGGUAACCUCGAGUCCCCUCGCGCAGAGCGGCAGUUCGGGUCUCAAGGCCUGAUGGAGCCGGCGCUGCCAAUUAUUGCCGAAUCGCCCCCUGACACGCCCCCCUUGGAUGUUCAGCAAGCACUCGACACACGCAUGGGUGCGCUACUUGGCGUUCCCGACGGCCCCUCGUCGCCGGAAAGUGUAGGGACGCCCGAGACAGGCGAAUUUGAGCACGACGAUCAGGUUUUGAGAGGGGAGACAUCUCCAGGCGACCUCGUGCGCACGGAGACGGAGGACAACGAGACCGACGUUGACGUCGACCAGGAGACGGACGCCAACGCGGACGUUGAACUGGAGCAUAUUGAGGAGAGGGUGGAGGUCGAUGACCCCCAAUGGCGCCACUUUGAGGCAGCCUUGGGCGACGAUGACCGCUUUGUCGUGAAUGUGGAGUUUGUCCAGCAGGUUAUGGCGCGCAACGAAUUAGAUGGUGUUGGCAUGGAAAUCCCACCCGAGGACGAAGACGACCGGCCACUGGACGCUGAGGACUGGGACGGGAUCUUCGAAGUUGUUGGCUUCAUCGGCCCCCUCACGGGCCUUCUUCACAACCAUAUCUUUGUCAGCUUCGCCAUGGCUUUCACUUUGACCGUCAUGGUUGGUCUGCCCACCUUCGUUGGCAAGGUUGUUUUGGCUACCGACUUCAUCCGCGCCUCUGGGGACGGGUUCAUCACGACCAUCCGCUCAAUCUCAUUCGUCUCCGACUGCCUUUUACGGGGUGUUGCGAUGAUUUUGAAGGAGCUCCUGGCAUUUCCUCGUCUUGUUGCUAAGCCUGCGACCGACUAUAUCAUGGAUUCACUCAACGUAACGUCGAUUGCUCAGGCUUUUGACCACACCGCCAGCUUAUUCUCACAUCCUAUUGUCGCGCCGGAGGCCAUCGCUUCGAUUAACUACACCUCCGAUGUGCCCGUAGUUGGAGUGCUCAUCGAUCAGGCAAUCAGUGGUCUCGAAGUUGUCGGAGAGACGGCACACACCUUCUACAAGACACUGCGCCUAGGAUCAAUCUCCAUCGCAGCAUCGCCUGAUUCCGGCGAUCACUUUGUGUCGUUAAUGGUGGGUUACAUGACAUUGUCGUUGGCCGUCAUCUGCAUCGCCAUCAUCGACGCAGCAAAUCUGAUCCAACUCUCGCAUUCGUUCAUGGAAAGGGCGCGCACAGUGCAAACCUUUUUGAAGGUUGUGUUCUUUAUGACGCUCGAGAUCGUUUGCUUCCCAAUUUUCGUCGGAAUCGUGAUUGAUUUGUGCACGCUCCCGCUGUUUGGCACUACCAUGAGCCAGCGCCUUGUUCGUAUCGCGGGCAUAUCAUUUGGCAAGAUCUUUGUGACAUGGGCCUGCGGCACUGUGUUCAUGAUCUCCUUCGCGGCCUUUUUAACGCACAUGCGGACGAUCUCGCGCGCCGGCGCGCUCUACUUCAUUCGCGACCCAUCUGAUCCCACGCACUCGCCUGUCAAGGAGAUCAUGGAUCGCCCUGCGCUCGCUCAAUUCCCGAGAUUGGCAGUCUCAGCUACCAUGUACACAGUGGUUGUUUUCGCGGUAUGCGGCGCUGUGCCGUGGCUCCUGCACGCAUUCUCAGCUCUAGGUUUUUUCAGCGACUUUCUGCCCUUGCGCCUCGACCAACGACCAUUGUCAUCGGUGCCUUUCGACAUUCUCUUCCUCCAUCUCAUCAUUCCCCCGUCCUGGGAGAUGCUGUAUCUACCCCACCGAAUGAGGAAGCUCUUCGUUGUGUGGUGGGGAUACGCAGUAAAAAAGCUUCGCCUGGUUUCACUCAUUUUCGGCAUGGAGGUUCGCCCCAAGCCCUCAUCCUAUGGCUCGCAUAUCGCCUGGCUUUUGGCUGACGCUGCUUGCCAGUUCAUUUUCGGCAGGUAUGACAAUCGCGCGACACGAGCUCGCGUUCCGGCGAGCGACAGAGUGGAGCUAGCGACCCUGGCCGAGCGCAGACGGGAGGGUGUUUUUAUUCCUGUCGACCAGAGAGGAGCGCCUAGGACUGAAGCUGAUCGCAUUCGACUCCUCAAACAAGACUUUGCAGCUCGCAAGGCAGGGCGCAAUCCCAAAGCCGAUUACACCAUUGUGUCGCUACCAGACUUUUGGCGGACCCGGGUUUAUGCGUUGUUGGCGUUUAUGCUCUUCUCGGCGUCAUGCGUGACGGCUGGCCUCAUCUUUGUUCCCUUGGCGCUUGGGCGUCAAGCAACAGCGUUGUGGUUCGGUGCACCGGUGUAUGACGGGUACAGCUGGGUCGUCGGUAUCUACCUAUGUCUGAUCUCGUACAACAUGGGGCAGAGCGCAAAGAAGCACAUCAUUGAUUCGUCUCGGGCCGAGCGGUUGCGCCGCUCGCAGAAGUCAACCCGGGUCAAGAGGUGGCUUCUCGGCGUGACACGCGCCGUCUACGCGGUGUUCAUGUUAUACCUCGUCUUGCCACUCAUUGUCGGCAUCAACUUCGAGCUGUUUAUCUCCCUCCCGGUGCGCUACGGGUUCUCAAACGACAUUGCUCCAGUCCUGCACGUGUGGGACGCGUGGGCAACCGGCACAUCAAUGAUCUCUCUCUACGUUGGCGGUGUAGGCCUGGCAGCAGACGAAGCGCUUCCUCGGGUGCCGCCAACGUUCCGCGACGCCUUCAAGAGACCCUUGCGUAUGAAGUUUGGCUACAUCACCAAACUUACGGUUCCGCUUGCAGGGUAUCUUAUCAUCCCAAUUAUCUUACCGUGGUUCAUUUUUGUCGCACUGCGCUCGAGCCUGCAGAUGAUCGGGGUGCCAUUACCUCAGGUUGACAACGGAUGGGCUUUCCGGAUGAUGUACCCCGUCAGCACAACGGUGCUACUCGUGUCCAUGUCGUGGCGCAUGAUCGCCGCGGUCCUCGCGCGCGUGCGACAGUGGAUGAUCGACGCCGAGUAUGUGGUGGAGGAAAGGGUUGAGAACUACGAACCCGGGGCUGAGGCGGAAGUUGAGGGGGAGGUAAGGUGGCCUCCCAUUGCUGCGGAAAACGAGGGCAUCCCAGAUGUCUUGGAGGCAGAAGAAGGGUGGGUGGUCCUCGAAGAGUAACCCUGCAUAGAAUACCCAGAAUCUUUACAUAGUAGUAGUAGUGUAUCAGCUCAGAGCGCGCAAUACUUAGUGACCGUGCAUACUUUAUACAACCUGAUGUGCUCACUGCGGUCAU
This is a messenger RNA of Cutaneotrichosporon oleaginosum, 4716 nucleotides long. RefSeq lists its product as uncharacterized. Gene Ontology annotation, molecular function: zinc ion binding. Lineage: Eukaryota; Fungi; Basidiomycota; Tremellomycetes; Trichosporonales; Trichosporonaceae. Gene Ontology annotation, cellular component: endoplasmic reticulum membrane. The record is from RefSeq and is a predicted model, not a curated record.